AUGGAGGCAGUUCCCCGACUGCCGAUGCUUUCAUUUGAUUUAAAACACAGUCCAGAAUAUGUAGAAUUUGCUCCAGCUUUAAAACAGUACAUUCAAGAACAUUAUGGUGAAGAUCCAGCUCUGUAUAAUAAAGCUUGUGCAGAUAUUGAACAAUUAAGACAGUCUGCUGUUCAUGUUUCAAGGGAUUUUAUUGGUUGUACUACUUUAAAGAAAUAUUAUGCUCAAUUACAAUUUCUACAAGGAAGAUUUCCUCUGGGUGAGGGUGAAAAUUCCAUGGUUUUCACAUGGGAGGAUAUACAAACUGGAAGAGAACAUGUUAUAGCUGAUAUCAAGUUUGAACAAGCUUGUAUACUAUACAAUAUAGGAUGUUUACAUUCUAUACUGGGAGCUAUAGAUACAAGACAGAAUGCUGAGGGUAUGAAGGUCUCAUGUACACAUUUUCAAUGUGCUGCCUGGGCCUUUGAACAUCUUCGUGAUCAUUUUGGAAGUUCUGCUAUGAGUACAGAUAUGGCACAUGAGAUGCUUACAUUCCAAAUACAGCUAAUGUUGGCCCAGGGACAAGAGUGUAUAUUAGAGAAAUCUAUGAUAGAUAGUAGAAAGAAUACUAUAACAGCCAAAGUAGCUGCACAAGUUGUGGAAUUUUAUAAAACAGCUAUUAAAAAUCUAGAUUCUUGUAAUUCAGAAAGUUUAGUCAAUUCUCGAAGUUUUAAGGAAUGGCGUAAGAGAAUGGAAUAUAAAGUGAGUUUUUAUCAGUGUAUAAUGUAUUAUUAUACAGGCAAGGAAUCAGAGGAAAAAUCUAAAUGGGGAGAAACGCUGGCUUAUUACACUGCGGCUCAUGAGAAAUUACAAGAAAGUAUGAAAGCGGCCAAGAAUGAAAUUCCUGAAAUAAUUGAUGCAUUGAAAUUUGCCCAAGAUGUAGUUGCUGGAAAAUAUAAUUCAGCUAAGAAAGAUAACGAUUUUGUGUAUCAUGAUAAAGUGCCACCAUUGGAUUCUUUACCGGAAAUCAAAGGUGCUUCAUUAGUGAAGGGGAUUCCAUUUAACCCAAAUGAUCCAGAAAUUUCAGGACCUGAUAUUUUUCAGAAAUUAGUUCCAAUGGAAGCUCACGAAGCUUCAUCUGUCUAUAGUGAGGAAAAAGCAAAGUUAUUAAGAAUGGUAUCAGGAGAAGUAGAGGAUAGGAAUUUAGAACUAGAUCAGUUUCUAUCCUCACUACAAAUAGAUGUAAAUGAAUUAAAGCCUGCUGUAGAUAGGUUACCAGAUGAUUUACUAGAGAAAUGUGCAGCAUUAAGUGUAAGAACUCAUGCUAUUAAAGAUCUUAUUGAUCAAAUGUCAGCUGUGUCUAGUGUAUCUACUGAUGUGGAAUUAAACCUAAAAGAAAUCUUAGAAUUAUUAGAGGAAGAAAGCAAAAAAGAGGAAGAUUUUCAGAAAUUAUUUGGUAACAGAACAAGUAAUAUGAUAUUAUCUGAUAUACGGAAAGAAGCUAAUGCUAGUCAGAUAAAACAUCGACAAGGGACACUGUCAAAUAAGAACCUACAUACAGCUAUGAAUACACAUAUUACUAAUCUCAGACUAUUAGCUGGUCCUCCAGAACAGAUCCUGACAUCUUUACCUUCCUUACAACCUAAUAGAUGUAGGUAUUAA
This is a messenger RNA of Lottia gigantea (owl limpet), 1638 nucleotides long. RefSeq lists its product as hypothetical. Gene Ontology annotation, cellular component: endosome. The coding region runs from base 1 to 1638 and encodes 545 amino acids. Gene Ontology annotation, biological process: endocytic recycling; early endosome to late endosome transport; protein transport to vacuole involved in ubiquitin-dependent protein catabolic process via the multivesicular body sorting pathway. Gene Ontology annotation, molecular function: protein binding. Lineage: Eukaryota; Metazoa; Mollusca; Gastropoda; Lottiidae. The record is from RefSeq and is a predicted model, not a curated record. The transcript is spliced from 14 exons.